UGUGUUCGGAGCUUGUGAUCGGAUGAUUGUGUAAGGCAAAAUAGCUUUAAUGUGCAUCAAUGUUAUUCCAUAUUUUAAUCAUAUGACUUUUAUUCGUAUGGCUGUAAUAUAAGACCCACAGGGAUCUAUGUAUAGUAAAAUCACGUGGAUAAAUCUAUUAAAAAAAAACGGGUUGGUGUGAGUAGUGAUAAUGUGUGAUUGAAGGGCUACACACGUCACUAAAGAAGAGCGAGGAUUUAAUUGAUCAGUCAGAUAAGUAUAGAUAAUAUCAACACUAGUCAAGGUGUCUCAGGACAGCUGUACAGUUUCUACCGCUAUAGCUUUAUAGCGACGAAAAUAUGGCGGCUUUUGGACUUAUUGAAGCCACUUCGAUUACCGUUGUCUUGGUGGUGUUAUGCUCGGCUGAAACACCAGAGCAGGCUCCAACCGUGUAUGUCUACAACAUCCCUGUGCAUCAAGGACAAACUGUGCGGCUGAAGGCGUAUCACUCCAUGGUGGAUAUCACGUGGGAGGUGGAGGGGGGAGAGGUCAGCGUGACAAACGUCACGUUAGAGUGUGGCAGUUUGGGCCAGACAACCAACGGAUCACGUGGGACGUACAGAGCGUCAUACACGUCAUUCACGUCAUCCCUAAGCAGACGUCGGUGUGUGUGUACAGCCAAUCACGUGACUGGUGUAUCCAAGGCCACGACGUUUUACCUCAAGCCAGACCCUACACCAGAAAUUGUGAAGUUCACAGCCAAUGGCGAGGGUUCUUUACUAAAGGUCAGCAUAAACCAACCAAUCAAGUUUGUCUGUAGUGCUGUAGAUGACCUCUACGACGCAGACUGUACGUUGAAAGCAGUAACCUCAGGCACAAUACUGAACAGCGGAUCCUGUUCUCGAACAUUCGAAGGAUUCGUCACAGAUAUACCAGCAGUGGGAGGGUGUGGGGUGAGCGAGAAAUACGAGUGUAAAGCGACACGGCGCGGCCUGUUGAGUGACAGCAAGACACUACAGGUGGAUACAGUGUGUAAUACAGGUAAUACAGGUGUACUUUCUGUGGCCUGGAAUGUCCUGUUGUUGACAUUUCUGGUCCUGUGUAGGGUAGUCAUGGUCUAGUCUUAAGCCAGAGUCCGCCAUCUUGUAGCGUUAUCCGUAUGUUGGAUAAAGAAUGUUUUAGGAAUUAAUGUAACACAUGUGCUACUAAAAAUAAUCCAAGGAAAAUAUAUAGUACAUCUAUUAUUGUAAUACGAUGCUGCAGAUUUUUUAAAAAUAUAAAUGUUCUAUUAUUUAAUACAUUUCUAUUUUGACACACAACUCUGUUAAAAUUACAUAAAAAAUGUAUUAGUCAUUUCUAUUUCAAAGCUAUUACGCUAAAAUAGCUUAAAAUGGUUUAUCUAAUGGCUGUGUACAUUAUAUAACUGAGUAUGUGUUUGUGGAUAAAUGUACUAGUACCGGAAGAAAUUAAUGUACAUUAUUUAGCACUUUACACAUUACUAAAUUAUUUUUUUAAUUUGUAAUGUAAAUCAUAAACCUGUUGAUUUAUCUGUACGAGAUUAUUAAAAAAUCGAACAAAAAUUAACAGGUUAUUUUUCAAGUUUUUAACCAUUUUUUUUCAGGUAAUAAUUAAUUUAAUUCACCGUAAUAAAUUAACAAAGAGCAAGUUAUCCUAAAGUAUAUGUCAAUAAAAAAUAUUUCCUCUGACAAACAUAACUAGAAAACUGCUAGACUGCACUUUAUGGGACUAGUUCUCUUGCAUUCCCUGAAGCGAAAAAAAAACUUAUGUUUUCCUACAUAUCGAAACUUUUAAUUGAAUGUGAUAUGCUAAUCAUCAUAGGCAAAAUAUAUUAUAAACUAAUGGUUUGA
This is a messenger RNA of Physella acuta, 1847 nucleotides long. RefSeq lists its product as uncharacterized. The record is from RefSeq and is a predicted model, not a curated record. Lineage: Eukaryota; Metazoa; Mollusca; Gastropoda; Physidae.